This is a messenger RNA of Salmo salar (Atlantic salmon), 5539 nucleotides long. NCBI's taxonomy places the organism in Eukaryota, Metazoa, Chordata, Actinopteri, Salmoniformes, Salmonidae. The record is from RefSeq and is a predicted model, not a curated record.
GUGAAUGCGCUGUAAUUCUGAUGUGUGUUCCACCGGUGCCAUUCGCCUAAUACCGCCCGCAGGCAUGGCUACCGCGUCGGACUGUCAGCAGCAGCAGCAGCCGUAGAGACGCUUUCACCGCCGCUCCUUCCGCGGUGCGGUUCCACUCUUUCUUUCAAAUCUUACCAGCUAUGUUCAUUGUCUAUCUGCCUGCGCAGUGCAAUGGAUUUUUUUUUGUACCUAUCUAAUGUCAUAGAGCACAGCCUGCGGUGACUAGUCAGGCAGCAGUACGCGGUACACCAAGGGACUAAUAAAUAAGACUGGACUAUAAAAUUAAAUUAUAUAGCUGGCGUUAGCUGCUACGAGGAAAAACAUCGCGGGGAACCGAGGCUGGAAUUAUGAAGGUCUGCCACCAUGUCUAAGGCCACAGUGAAGAAGCUGCACUGGCGUUCCAAAGUGCAGGAGAGUUUUGUUCCCCUGGGGGGUGGGUCUGGGGAGCUGGGUGUGGCCAUCGGGGGCGGGGCUGACUACGGAGAGUUCCCAUUCGUCACAGCAGCGCCGGGAGGCGGGGCCACAGUGGGUGACGUCAUACUGGAGAUCGGGGGUACGCCCGUCCUGGGCAUGACACUUGGAGACGUGAGAGGGGUCCUCAACUCAUGCCCCCAUCCCAUACGCAUUAAAACUGUCUCGCCAGGUUCCACUCUGUGUAAGGACCUGAGGCUGUACCUGAGCAAGUGUUUUACUCCAGGAUCCAUGGACAGCCAGCUCCAGCAGGUCAUCAGGGAGAACCUGUACCUCCGAGCCGUCCCCUGUACGACCAGACAGCCUCGCGACGGGGAAAUAUCAGGGGUUGAUUACAACUUUGUCUCCAUAGAAGAGUUUUUUUCCCUGGAAGAGUCUGGAGCCCUGCUGGAGAGUGGCAAGUUCAAGGGUAACUACUACGGGACGCCCCGCCCAGUCCACAUCGGUCCAGAGAGCCCACCAAUCACGUACCAGGAACACCGGAACCUGCUCCGGAACUUCAGGACACGCAGCAAGUCGCUAAGCAACCUGGAGAAGGCUGUAGAGGAGGGGGAGAACAGUGAGGAAGAUUCUGGACUGUCAGGAGGUUCAGUAGGCAUCAGCAGUGCCCCGCCCACAGCGCUAGCUCUCAGCCAAUCCUGGGACUCAAGAGACGGCGUGGGAGAAGAGAAUGGAGGGAGUAGCAUCGCCACACGAGGUGGAGGGGCACUGCCCGAGAAUUGGGAGCUGGCAUUCAGCGACUCAGGAGAGCCUUACUACAUAGAUCAUAUCUCUAAGACGACCAGCUGGCUGGACCCCAGAGCUCAGAGCAGGGAGAUACUCAGCAAAACAGAGUUGCCUGCGUUCACGGACCAGCCGGCAGAGCUGAAGGGCUAUUCCAUCCACACCCGUCUGUCUAAAGGGCCGCGAGGGUUCGGCUUCAACAUAGUGGGAGGAAGCAAACAGAGAGAGUUCCUCCAGGUCUACAGCGUUACACCUGGGGGACCACCAGCUCUCAGCACAGCUGAUAUCCUGGUCUACAUCAAUGACAGCUGUGUCCUGGGUCUGUCUCAUAAAGAGGUGGUAGAGAUGUUGAAGUCUGUCCCUAUGGGUCACAGUGUGGACGUUGUGUUACGGAGAGGCUAUCCCAUGCUCUACAACCCAGACGGCUGUCCCAAACAACCCCUGACCCCCCCCUCCGCCUCCUCCUCCUCUCCUCUUGAACCCCUCAGCGCUGCAGCCACCCCUCCCUCAACAGCCACCGCUCAGCCCCUCUCCACCCCCGGUCCCGGUCCUGGCCCUGCUGAGCCCCCCCAACCUACCGGCCUGGCUAACCUGAAUCGUACGUCUCAUCACAACGGAAACUAUCUCAGAGUGUCGGGAAUCUCAGGGUCGGGGCUGGACGCUAACGGGAACGCAGCAGACCUGGUGUCGGCGCCCCCCUCCUACCCGCUGUCUAACGGAAUCCUUAGCUCUUCCGCCAGCUCAGCUUGUGCCCCCUCUUCUCACAGUAGGGGCAUCCCCCCUCCUCCCCCGCCUGAACGAACCUCCACCAGCCAGAGUGACUCAGAGGAAGGAGCCUCGGGUGGAGCGACACAGAGAUGGUCUCUAAUGCGCUACAACGGAAACUCCCUCCCCACCCCCUCCUCCAUCCUCCACCACCAGAGUGACUUCUCCACCUCCACCCUGCCCAUCUCCGUCUCCAAACUGCCCCUGUCCCAGCCGGACGUGUGCACCGCCACCACCCCUGGAGCCCCCUGCCAACGACCCACCAUGCCCCAGACCUCCCUCAUGCUCCCCUCGCCCAUGGAGGUCCCCCCUUGUGGCUUCAAUGGCUGCCCAGCCAACGCCCACCCUCAUGGGGGCCACAGCGCGGCCAGUGAGGGAGUACCUGGUGGGGAUGGAGGAGGGGAGCUGGUCCCUGUGCCCCUGGGGAGGAGUGAGGGGGGUGGGAUGGGGUUCAGUGUGACAGCGGGGGGGAAAGGGGGGCAGCUGGCCCUGGUGAAGAGGGUCUGGGACAGAAGGCAGUGCUCUUCCCUGCAGCCAGGGGAUGCUAUAGUCAAGAUCAACGGCGCCGACGUGCAGAGUCUCAGCUUCGCUCAGGUCCAGCGGGUCCUCCAGAAACACACCAAGCAGGGAGAAGUAGUGCUGUUGGUUUACAGAGGAGGGUCUCUCUUCUCUCCUGUCUCCCCUAACCUCUACAAGCCCCUCCCCUCUCCCCUGGGCCCCUCCUCCUCCCAUGGCCUCCCAUCCGACCUGCCUGCCUCCUCCUCCACCUCAGAUGCCUUGGUGCCCCUGCACCUCCCUCACACCCCCCAAAUCCCCCCCAGCCACAGUGACCUCUCCCCAGCCUCGCCCUCCACAGAUCUCCCCUCCCUGGUCCAGAGCACAAGCUUUCUGGACUCAGUCCCUGUAACCCUCACCCUGGAACCCAGAGACUGGCUUGGGGUGGAGAACGGUGGUGGGGCCCCGGGUGUGUUGAGGCCCCCAGGAGGAGGAGCAGGACUGGGGGCUGUGGCCAAGGGCCAGGCGGACAGACGAGGGGGAGGGGCCAUUCUAGGGGUCAGGGGUCAGGAGGUGGAGCUACGGAGACGGCCAGGGGAGGGGUUCGGCUUCAUCAUCGCCUCAAAGGACCUGGCCAAUGGGGCCUCGUCCAUGCUGUCCCACAGGUUUGUGACGGUGCGUGGGGGCAGCCCUGCGGCCCGGUCGGGUCAGAUCCAGCCGGGUGACCAGCUAGAGGCAGUGGAGGGGCGGUCCGUUGUCACCCUGCCUCACAGAGACCUGGCACAGAUACUGAGACGGGCCGGAAACACACUCAGACUCACCAUCAUACCAAGACUUAACACCAACUCCUCUAGUAUGUCAGAAGGCCCAGAGUUAGACGCUGGUGGCAGGACAAGGAAAGGUCACAGAGGGAGGCCCAAGGUGAGGCUUCAGCAGGACCAGUGUUACUAUAGUGUAGACCUAGAGAGAGGUCCUACAGGUUUUGGCUUCAGUCUGCGGGGGGGCAGUGAAUACAACAUGGGCCUGUAUGUCCUGGGACUGAUGGAGGGAGGACCUGCCUCGCGCAGCCACAAGAUACAGGUGAGUGACCAGCUGGUAGAGAUAAACGGUGACAGUACAACAGGAAUGACCCACAGCCAGGCCGUAGAGCAGAUAAGAAGAGGAGGACAUCGUAUACACCUUGUACUGAAGAAAGGAAACGGAUACGUCCCAGACUAUGACCAUGAUCCCAGAGCAGGCUCCCCCUCCUCCUAUCUCUACCCAGAGGAGCCGGGUGUGGUUGCAGUAGAUAAAACACGCUCUCUGCCAACGAAGAGCGGAAGGGUGGAUAGAGGAGGAGGACAGAGGGAGAGGGAGAAGAGAAGGAGGCAGAGGAAGGGAGGUAGUCUGGGUGGAAGGAGUAGCAGAGGAAGAGGAGAAGGAGGGCGAGGUACUCCUGACACAGACCUGGAUUGGCCCGAGGAGGAUGAGGAGGACGGGGAAGAGGAAGAGGAGAGUCAGGUGAUCAGCCACAGAGGUCAGAAGUCAGAGAGUAAGGACAAUGGAAAAUAUACCCAGAGUUUACCCAAGAACGUACUAAGGAACAGACAGGAGGAGGUAGUGGAGACAGUGUCGGAGGUGAGGCACAGCAGGGUCAAACAGAGGUCAAAACAGCUGAGGAGCAGGACAACACAAAGUGAGAGGAGAGAGAGGGUAGAGGAAAUAAAGGAGCUGAACAUACACAUACUUCCCUCAGCCAGUAAAACACAGGCGAAGGUAGGAGGCAGGGAAGGGGGGAGGAGGAAGAGGGACGGACAAAGGGAGAAAGAGAGGGAGAGGGAGGCUGAGAUGGAUGUGAAGACAAGGGCUGCAGGACCUGUGGUGGAGGAUUCUGGGCUGGAAAAAAGAGACAGACUCCCAGAGAAAGAGAGAGAGCGAGCUCCCUUCUCCUUCCUCAUGCCACUGCAGGAUGGAGACGCUGAGCUGUCUAAUGCAGAGUCAGGGGCCUCAGGAGCCUCCGGGGCCAGCUUCUCUGACCAGGUCAGUGUGUCUGCCGCCAGUAUCUCUGGAUCCACCGCCGGGGCCCCACCCGGGUGGGGAGAACCCAGAGAACUGAGAGGGAACCCAUGGAGCACCCAGUCAUGGUGUCGGGCCACCAAUGCAUCCCAUAAUCCGGGCCCCUGGAGAAGUACACCCUCACGGGGGGCCACCUACGCCGGCCCCUGGAUUAAACCCAGCCAGCAGAAACUGACUCAGGUGUUGAUGGGACACAGGCUGAGAGGAGGUAUUGACCUGUAGAUGAGAGGAAGAGAGGGACGACUGACUGUUCCUGUGGUGCGGAUUAACAGAAGGAGUGUUGUGGUCUUUCUGAUAACUUUCCCAAAGGCAGAAAUCCUAGUUGGAGGAUUCACAGAUUUCCUGCUUAUUCCCUCAUAAUUCCAGGGAUCUCCAACCAGAAUUUUUUGGGCAAGUUACCAGAAUUUUGCAACCCUAGGUUUGACUGGCAGCUCCUCCAACCUAUCGUGGUCCUGACUGUUUUGACUGGCAAGCUCCUCCAACCUACCGUGGUCCUGACUGGUUUGACUGGCAAGCUCCUCCAACCUAUCGUGGUCCUGACUGGUUUGACUGGCAAGCUCCUCCAACCUAUCGUGGUCCUGACUGUUUUGACUGGCAAGCUCCUCCAACCUACCGUGGUCCUGACUGGUUUGACUGGCAAGCUUCUCCAACCUAUCGUGGUCCUGACUGUUUUGACUGGCAGCUCCUACAACCUAUCGUGCAUUAGAGCCUAGGACAACAACAAGACAGGACACUCCUAUGUCCACCGCACCCCAAAUCCCCAUUAAGCCAUCUCUUGACUAGGUCUCACCAGCCAUGCCCAUAAGUCUACCCACUACCACUGUCUUAUCUAUCUACAGUUAGUCCACCAUCACCUUCGGUUGGUUACAUUGGAUCUACAUUCUAUAUCAUCAUGAGUGGUAUCAUCUUCAACAUAAUCAUUGUCAUCAGAAAUUUUUAUUAUGAAAAUGCAAGUGGCAACAAUAUCAACAAUUGCAUAUAUCAACCCUCUCUCUACAAA